UCUCAGAAAUGUGUCAUUAUUAUGUAACGGGACAAAUUAAUCAGGACAUAAUGCCAUAAUAAUCGGUGUACAAGGUCUACAUGGCCUUAUUUUCGAAUGUCAUGAAUAAGAAAUGGUGAUAAAAAUUGAGCUUAGUUAUAUUUACAAGUAUCCUUUGAUUAUGGUGGCGAAUGCUCAUUUUACAAAAUAUCCCUCUGACAAAGAGAAGUUUGUGAAGAAAUUGGAGUUAAAAGAGGUCCAAGAAGAUUCAAAACAAUGGACCACUUACAGAAGAAGCAUAGCACAUUGUUUGAAUCCGAUACCUGGUAUACUUAGAAGAAUUCCAGUUCUGAAUGAACCUGCCAUUCUUUUGGAGGAAGAGUCCUGGCUGAAUUGCAGAGAGAAAGAGCUGUCCUUGAAAAGCAAGAAUCUUACAUGGGAAACAUAUGCUAGUUUGCGAGAACAGUCUGUGUUUCGACCACAUGCUGAAAACCCUGACUGGACAGUAAUGGCCCAAGAGGGAAUUAUUGAUAUCCAUGGCAUUGGACCAUUUGGCAGAGUCAUAGAGAUGUUUGCAGAGACGUUUCUGUAUGCUGGUAUAAGGAGGGGUUUUGCAAUAAUGGAGGACAGAUUAAUGGAAAUGAAGGACACCAAUUCAUUUGAAGACAAUCUUAACAAGAAGGAGGUCGUUUCUACGAAGGCUGCACCACCACAAAUUGUGUUCCCAAGUCUUUCAGACUUCCAUCUAAUCUUAUUCUGUUAACACUGCAUGUGAAUGUACUUGAUGAAUACUCUACAUUUAAAUCCUAUAACUUUUCCUAGUCAAGUAGCACUUUUAGUGUUUGCAAGUUGUUUAAGUUUUGUGCAGUAUCAAAGUUUACUUAUUGUUUUCUUAUAUUAAAUAAAAUAACAACAAAAGUUAUAUGAACUAUUAAUGUUAAUUUUACAAAGCAACUGCCUAUUGUAGGUGAUGCACUGAUAUUUAAUUUAAAAUCUUUAAUUUGAAUCUGUUAUUGACUUUAUUCAUUAAAAUCUUAAAGCAUGAAUGUUAAGCUCAGUAUUACACUGAAAGUAUUACAUAUCAAAAUAUACAUUCAAAUAUGUAUUAUUUUUUAAAUAGUGAUGGAGUGUAUUCUUUAAAUUAUACCAAGAACAUCUUUCAAUUAUAUGACAAAAAAAAAUGGGUAGACUUCAAAAUGUGAAAUGAAAAUAUAUCAUAGAAUUAUGCAAAUUGUGAUCAUUCAUACACAUUGUACGUUUUUUCGAUCUCCUUAGCAGGAAGUGCUCAUCGUGAGCUAGUGUAGUGUCCCCAUGUCAGUUGUUGUUUGUAAUGUUCAAUCAACAUUUCGCUUGUGUUCAUUCUAGAAGCAACAUUUUUCAUCCAACCUUGAGGAAAUUUGGUCACAAUGUUAAUCUUUAAAAUAUCUGAUAAAGCUUAUAAAUAUAAAGUUAAAGUCAGCUGUAAUCUGGAAAAAGCAGACACUGUGUCAAAAUGCGUUGACCCACUAUUUGGAGAGACAAACUAAGGUAAUUGGUAGGUUUAUAUUGUAAUAUUAAUGUGGAAUGACAGCUUCCUAUUAUAGGAAUAUUUUUUUAAUUGUCAGCUUCUUGUGGAAUUUUACAAAUUAAAAGAAUUUCCUUUUGUUUUAGUAAGGAACUGAAUGAAUACAGGCCCAUGGCCAGAUUUGCAUUUUGUUCUUUUCAAAUUCCCAUUCUCUACUAGCGGACUGUUUCUAAAGUGUGUAUCUUACUUGUAUCUUGUUUGUACUGUCAAGAUUAUAGCAAUGUCAAGGUUUGUACACAUAAUGAGGCAUUUUGUUGAAGCCCAUUUUGUUACUAUGCCUAAAGCUGUUUACAAUUAAGUACAUGGAAAAGAACACACCACUAAAUAAACAGGUACAAAUCAAUAUUUAAGUAUAUUAACUUGUGUUCCCACAUUUGCAUUGUAAAUAUAUUGGUUGAACAUUUAACCAAUAAUGUUUUAUUAAAAAUGAACAAAGCAAAAUGCAAUAAAAAAAGCCAAUAACCAGAAAUAAAAACUAAUUUAUAAGUUUUUAACAUGCCCAGAUGUCCAACUGUUACUAUGGAUAUUACAGAAAUACAGCUUGCUUAUUGGUUCACAGUGAUUCUAGUCAAGUAGACAAUCUUACCACUGCCAUAUGUAUGAAAAUAUAUACUGUCAAUUAUGUUUUUAUAAAUGUAUAGCAUCUCUUGCCUAAUUAUGUUUUACAUAAACUGACUUAUUUUGCCUGCGUAGUUACAUAGAGAAUACUGCCUGAUCUUUUCACAAUGUAUCAGGCAAGGCUUAGAAUAAUAUAACGGCGUCUAUAUAUGACCAUCCUCCACACAUGACUGAUAUAAGAACUUCCUGUGGACCAUGAUAUAAAAAAUAUAUCAGGCAACAUUAUAUCAGGCUGAUAUCAAUGUGGUGGUAUGAUAAAAGGCGAUAUUUUUAUAUUAUUGAUGUAUGUAUAAUAGUUGAUAAUCUAGAGCUAAACAUUUUUAUAAAUAUGACUUUUGACACUGAGUAUCUGUAUAGACAUAUUGACAUAUUUCAAUAUUUUGAUGUGCUGAAAGUAAACUAUGUGCAAUUGGUGAAUUUAGAAAGUGAUUUUGAAUGUGUUCUUUUUUAUAUCCUAGAAUGGUCUACAAUGUAGUGUCCAUUUGGUUUUGUACUGGAAAUCAGAAAAAUAUGUUUAUCUAGUGUUAUUAUAUGUGCAUCUGGUUGAUCAUUAACUUUAGAUGUAACUAAAAUAAAUAUAUCACACUCAACGUAUUUUCUUAAACAUUUAAAAAAUUGCUUUUAAAGCAUAACAAUGUAUGCUGCAUUAACUCGCCUUUGAAAUUUUGUUGUUGUUUGUUUUACUUAAAAACUUGAUCCAAUAGUACAGGACUGUAAGCUUAAAUGGCCAUUCACAUUUUGAGCACCUUUAUGCCUUAAAAAUUUAAAAGGAACCAAAAACAAGUAUUUGUUUAAAAAAUGACGAAUAAUGUGAUGUUAUUAAAAUCUGAUUUUGAAA
Messenger RNA from Dreissena polymorpha, 2999 nucleotides. Its product is annotated as PRELI domain-containing protein 2-like. Gene Ontology annotation, cellular component: mitochondrial intermembrane space. Gene Ontology annotation, biological process: phospholipid transport. Gene Ontology annotation, molecular function: phosphatidic acid transfer activity. The record is from RefSeq and is a predicted model, not a curated record. The coding region runs from base 113 to 742 and encodes 209 amino acids. The transcript has 6 exons. NCBI's taxonomy places the organism in Eukaryota, Metazoa, Mollusca, Bivalvia, Myida, Dreissenidae.